Molecule: messenger RNA, 976 nt
Organism: Lagenorhynchus albirostris (white-beaked dolphin)
Lineage: Eukaryota; Metazoa; Chordata; Mammalia; Artiodactyla; Delphinidae
Gene: DPPA5
Product: developmental pluripotency associated 5
Exons: 2
Coding region: 54-320 (88 amino acids)
Biological process (GO): regulation of gene expression
Cellular component (GO): cytoplasm
Molecular function (GO): mRNA binding
Source: RefSeq, a predicted model, not a curated record
CCUGCCCAGUCUAGGUCCGAGCUCCCAGCAGGGCUGGUUUAGACAUCCAGAAGAUGGGGAAGCUGCCCGAGCGGAACGACAUCCCACCUUGGGUGGGGACUCCCGAAGUCUUGACGGAGCCCAGGGUGUUCCAGGUCCAGACGGGGCUGCUGGAAGCCGUGUUCGGCCCCGACGGAUCUCGAAUCCCAUUCGUCGAGGAGGUGAGCAAAGUCAUGCUCCAGAUGAAGGGUCUGGAAGCUUCGGACCUCGCCGAAGUCAUGGUUUCCGGCUCUUACUUGUUCAAGUUUCAGACCAAGUGGAUGCUCCAGCCCGUGGCCUAGCGGCACCGCCAGCGGCACAAACAGGUUGAGAGGCCUCAUGACCAGGUGCCCUGGACCUGCCUGUGCAGGCGGCCUGGCGCGCCCCUCCAGCCCUCCUCACCCCUCCCUAACUAUCCCCUCCGGGCAAACACCAACAGCACCCACCCGGGAGGCCUCUGUGUCCAGGCUGUGCCCCAGACUCCUUGGCAGUGCCGGCCCUUGGCCCUAGGGACCCUGGAGUAAGGCUGUGAGAGGUGGCCGGGGCUGGCCUCCUGGGGUGGGGCCUCCCCACCCGCCAUGUUGGAAUGAGCCCAGUUGGCCCCAGGUUCUGAGGUUCCCGAGAAUCCCAGGCCCAGGACGCCUAGCUGGGAAGUCCCAGAGAGGAACCUUGGAAAGAGGCAGAGAACUGUUCAGGCUCUUACCCUCUCCCCUCACACUUGCCUGCUGUGGCUUUCUGGUGCAGGGAUGCUGCAACCUGAGGAAGCCUUGAAUUCGCUCCUAGCUCCUCGGAUGAAGGGAAGCCAGUUUGCAGCCAGACCAACCUGGGACGGCGAGGUAGAGUGGAGGCUGCAGCCGGGGCUGCCCGGGGUCUGGUUUAGACUCUGCUCCAGCCUGACAAGGAACACCCAGCUGGCCUCUGGUCUCUGCCUUUAAGUCCUCCUGUCCUUCCCCCCAAG